UGUUUUGAGAAAGAAGAUGUCUAAAGAAAUUUGGACCGAUGAGGAAACUCGGUUAUUCUUUAAACUUUAUGCGGAUGAGAGAAAAAAUGGAAAUAGAACAAGUGCAGGAAUGAAUCAAACGGGGAAAGAUAACAUCAUGAUGAAGUUCGAAGAGACAUUUAAGAGGGGAUAUAAGAAAUGGAACCCUUUUAAGAAUAAGUAUGAUUCAUGUAAGAAAAAAUACACUACCUUUAGAACGUUAACUCAUAAUAGGCCUGAGGUUCGGUUUGAUGAUAUGGGAAGGUUGGAUAUGCCAGAUGAUUGGUGGAAGCAACGCAUAGAGGAAUGGCCUGCAUCAAGAAAAUAUAGAAGCAAACUGGUUGCUAAUAUGGAUAUGUAUGAAAACGAAUUCCGUUUGGUAGUAGUAACUGGAGCUGAAGGAUGGAGCGCUCAAACUGGAGAAGCUAGUUUAAAUUCUACAGUGGAUGGAGAUGAAGAUGAUGAAGUUGAUUCUGUUGACAUAGAUAUGUCAGUGCCAAGGGUAGAGACACAGAAUCAAACACAAACCCAGACACAAACUCAAGUUGGAAGUUCAAGAGCAAAAAAAAGGUGUAGGGAGAAAGAUAUGGCUAUUGAAGCAGUUGUAAAACGGACUGAAGCUCUUGAGAAGAAGAAUAGAAUAGCAGAACAGAUGUUGGAGCGUGAGCAUGCAUCUAGUGUUGAGAGUGUAGUAGAGACACUCAAUGGAUUGCCUGGAAUUAGGAUGUGGUCUUCAUUUUACAAAGCAGCAGUUCAACAUCUUCUAGCAGAUGAAGCAACCAGGCGGGGUUUUAUAGCCUAUACUAGUGCUGAAGAUAAGAUCAGUUUUUUGGAGCUUAUGACUAGAAGGAACCUAGAUGAUUUGUAGUGUUUAUGAAGCAGAUCAUGACUUGCAUGUUAUGAACGAUUAUGAACGAUUAAAAUGGUUU
Molecule: messenger RNA, 947 nt
Organism: Camelina sativa (false flax)
Lineage: Eukaryota; Viridiplantae; Streptophyta; Magnoliopsida; Brassicales; Brassicaceae
Source: RefSeq, a predicted model, not a curated record